Molecule: messenger RNA, 1317 nt
Organism: Rhodotorula toruloides NP11
Lineage: Eukaryota; Fungi; Basidiomycota; Microbotryomycetes; Sporidiobolales; Sporidiobolaceae
Exons: 2
Coding region: 1-1317 (438 amino acids)
Source: RefSeq, a predicted model, not a curated record
AUGCCUGCUUUCCUCCCGCUCUCCCUCGUCCUCGACAUCGUCGACCGCUCGCUCACCCGCGACUUCUUCGACGAUGACUGGGCCGCUUGCCUCGCCAGGCUCGCGAAGCUGUGCCGCGUGUGCAAGGCUAUGCGAGACCUCGUCAAGCCCGUCCUGUGGACGACAGUGCGCUUCAAGUCGACUCGCCAACUCGCCAAGCGCCGCCCGCCGCAGAAGGCGAACCGCGCAACUCGCCAGCUUUACAAGGGCGUCAAGGGGUUUGUUGGUGCGGGGCCUUGCUGCAGGAGGGUCGACCGCACGGACGAGAAGGCUGCUCAAAUCAUUCGCCUCUACUUCCCCAACGUCGAGGUCGUCCAGUUGAGGGGGUUGGGGAGGGGAGCGGUCUCGAUGGCGGCGUUCGCUUCGUUCUCCAACCUCUACGACCUCACGCUCGAGAACUACCACAUCCAGGAGAUCCAGCCCAACCUCGUCCUGCCCAACAUCAAGACGCUUUCGCUUGUCAGAAUCUUUGCCCUCGACGAGACGCUCGUCAAGCUAUUCAGCUCACGCUGCACACCCAACCUCAAGUACACCUUUCUCAGCAGGUUCAAGUUUAUGGACGAAGCCCACGAUGCCGAGACGUACAUGCCGCUCGCCAAGCUCGACCUUGGCCGCCUCGACGCCGUCCAGAUCGACCCUUCGCACCUCAUUAUCCUGCCGCAGGACCUGCGUCAGCCCGAGGGCCCUUGCGGCACGCGGACGAAGCUCCUCCUCUCCUGGCAGGCGCCGACGACUCGCUUCCACCCAACCGGCGAGCUUCCCGAGUACUUCCAGCUCAACAUUCCCGACGGAGUCUACACCGACAAGUCGCUGGCGCCGUACUUCGAAGCGAUGGUGCGCAACAUCGCCUACUCGAUUGAAGAUGACUGCGGCUUCGAGGCAGUCUUCCUGCCAGAACGCCUGCGCUCGCCAGCCAACCUCAACCCCUGGCUUAGGCCCUCGGUCAGAUUCUUCCUCCAGACUUGCUUCGACUUCUUUGUCCCGGUCGUCUUCUACCGCGGCGGAUCCGACGCGUCGUCGACCAUGUCGGCAAAGUUCCUCGACUACAUCCGCUCGCCGACGGAAGACGAGAACCCGCUCGCUGUCGAAGCCAAGCUUGGCGCGCUCGUCUCGGAGGAGCCGAGUAGAUGGACCAAUGUCGUUGGCCUCGAGGUCGAGGAGAGGGAAGACGAGGAGGAGGAGAUCCAGGACGAGAUUGCUGCGAUGGCGAGGGAUUUCGUCGACCAGAUCGUCAACUUGCCCGGGAACGGUCCUGUCGUUGUGUACAUCAACAUUUGA